Molecule: messenger RNA, 1140 nt
Organism: Bursaphelenchus xylophilus (pine wood nematode)
Lineage: Eukaryota; Metazoa; Nematoda; Chromadorea; Rhabditida; Aphelenchoididae
Source: the annotation of a GenBank genome assembly
AUGCCUGGAAGACUAAAGGUAAGCUUUGAAUAUGUUUGUGAUGCCUUUUGUCAUCUACAACAUUCAUGGGUAACAUAAUGGCUGAUUGAAGGUUGGUAUCAUCGGAGGAACUGGAUUGGAGGAUCCUCAGAUUCUGGAGAAUGUCCGUGAGGUCGAAUAUGACACUCCGUUUGGAAAACCGUCUGAUAAGUUGAAAGAAGGGACCAUUCAUGGUGUGCCUUGUGUUUUGUUGUCAAGACACAGUAAGAAACAUGACAUUGAUCCCACUGGAGUCAAUUACCGAGCUAAUUUGUGGGCUCUCAAGGAAGCUGGUAGGUCAAAGCUAACACAAAGUCCAGUUAAUUAAUCAAAUUGAAUGAAUAUGCAGUUUUUAGGUGUUAAUGUCAUCAUAGCUUCUAAUGCGUCUGGCAGUUUGGUGGAGCAUAUUAAGCCUGGUGAUUUCGUGUUUGUGGACUCUUUUAUUGAUCGGUAGGGUAGCGGAGCAAUGGUUAUUCGUAUUUAUAGUACCCACAAACGUCUGCAAACAUUCUACGGAAAGAACCCAGGAGAACUUCAGGGUGUUUGCCACAUCCCGUGCCAUCCAGCGUUCAACGAAAAGGUCCGAGAGGUAAGAAUAGUUGGCUUGAAUAAUGUUGGUAAUUUAGUCCCGAUAUAUUGUUUUAUUUCAGAUCCUUAUCGAGACUGCAGAAAACCAGAAGAUCUCCUAUCACAAGAAUGGAACGAUUGUCUGUAUCGAAGGCCCGAGAUACUCUUCCCGAGCCGAAAGUAAUAUGUUCCGUCAAUGGGGAGGUACCGUCAUCAAUAUGACAAUCGUCCCUGAGGUCAUUCUGGCGUUGGAAUUGGGAAUCCCGUAUCAGUCUAUCGCAUUGUCCACCGAUUAUGACUGCUGGAAGGAUGACGCGGAAGGUGUUUCGGUUGAUCUCGUGGACAGAACUCUCCGGGAAAAUGGAGAAAAGGCCAAGAAAUUGUUCGUCGAAGCGGUGGGUAAUUUGGCCAAGAGGGAGGCGGAAGUUCUGGCUGAAUAUGAAAAGGCUCAGGUAAGAAUUUGGUGGCAAUAUCAUAGUACAACACUAUUGAUUGGUUAUUGAUUUUAUUUGAAUUUCUUUUUAGGUCACCGCCAAAUCCGCAGUUAUGGGAUGA